AGUUAGUAUCGAUUGAACAGUUGCGCGUAACACAUCCACAUCGAACUGAUGCGGAGUGCCCGGCAGAGUCCCCACCACCCCCUAUUGUAAUAAAUAGCGGUGCACGAAGCGACCACGCUAGCAAACGUCAAAAGAAUACGACAGUGGCGACACACGCGAGAGUCAAAAUAAAAACAGCUGGAAAAUAAAAAAAAUCAAAUUCGAAAAAGAAUUACUUGUGACAAAAACGAGCGAGAGAGAGAGAGAACGAGCCAAAGAACAAAACGUUUUCAAGUUUCACAAACUAUUGCGCGAAAUUGAAAUCAGUGCCUUACAAUAUUUUUCAAAAUUCUUUCUUUUUUUUUUUUUGUUGGACUGUUUGUGCCUUGUAAUUCAAUAUAUGUAUUUAACAACAAAUGAAAACGACAUUAAGUCGCAUUAAAAUUGAAUAAAUAUUUUAACGAAUGGAUGAUAAUUCGCUCUACGCAACGAUAAGCAGAAUUCCAUAACAAAUGCUAAGCGACAAACUGAACAAGCAGAGCAGACGGACUGAUAAAAAAACAGCAGCAGCACAUAUACUACAUAAAUGUUUAAAUAAAUCACAAGCUAUAAUUUACAUGGGAAAAAGCAAAGAAAACCAGCAGCAAGCUAAACAGAAUUGCUUAGUUUUUGUUGUAUAAAAUAAAUUAGCAAUUAAACAACCUUGGCACCAAGUUAGAAAACAACACAAAACGAAAACUACUUAGAGCUUUGACAAAAACAUUUGCCAAAGCAGCGGCAAAAUUCUUAACUAUUCUAUUUCUCAUGUGUGACAACAGCAAAGCGUCAAACAAAAAACAAAAGCCACACAAAUUAUACAAACAAUAAUAAAAAAAAAAAUACUAAGCAGCACACUCCAUAAGAAAAGAAAAAAAAUCAACAACAACAGAUUCUCCAAAACGGGUAAAGAACAACGCAACGACCGAAAAUCAAAACAAACAAGUCCCCCAACCCAAUAAAGAGGCGAGCGGUGUGUGAACAACAAGAAAUUAAAAGCAUAUUCCAGAGACAGACAGACACACAUACAUGCAAAAAUAGAUAUAUGCAUAUGAGCGCUUACACCUGAAACGAAAGCAGAAGCAACAGCAAAAAAAAAAACCAAAAGAAAAACAAAACAAAAAAGCAAUAGCAACAAGCACAUACAAAGGCUAGAAGCAGGAAUCAACCAACUACAAAAACAAGCGAAAGCAACAACAAGAAGAACAACAGCAAAAAACGGAACAAUGACAACCAAACAGCCCAGAAAAGUAGCACCCGAUGGCGGCUGGGGAUGGGUCGCCUGCUUCGGCGUCAGUUUGGUCAAUCUGGCCACGCGUUCGAUUGAGCCCUCGUUUGGUUUGCUGUUCGGCGACACGCUGCGGGAUCUGAAUGUGGGCACCACUGGCGCCGCCGUCAUCAUCAGCACCAUGGACGUCUGCAUGAAUUUCUCGGGCCUGUUUGUGGGUCCGCUGCUGAAGGAGUUCAGCUAUCGGAAGGUGGCCAUUGCGGGCUCGCUGCUCUGCGGUCUGGGCCUGGCGCUCACCUCGCCGGCGAGCACCAUGGCGCACAUACUGAGCACGUACAGUGUGAUCAACGGCAUUGGCGUGGGCCUGUCCACGUCGGCGGCGUUCGUGGCGCUCAAUCAUUACUUCAAGCACAAGCGCGGCCAGGCCGUGGGUCUGUCCAUGGCGGGCACAGCGCUGGGCAUGCUGAUAAUGCCGCAGCUGGUGCGCAUUCUGCUGGAGGGCUACGGAUUUCGGGGAGCGGUGCUCAUGCUGUCCGGCGUCGCCUUGAACGCCAUGGUGGGCAGCGUGCUGUUGCAGCCAGUGAAGUGGCAUAUGAAGGAGGAGUUCGAUGACGAGGAGCUAAUGUGCAUAUCGUCGGCGCUGCCAACGCCUCAGCCACAGCAGCAGCAGCAGCAGCAGCAGCAGCAACAACAGACGGGAGCGGCGGCCAAUGCUGCGCCCGAUUUCAAGGUCAUCAAGGAGGAUGGCAACGAGGAGGACGCGCUGCCCGAGCUGAAUACGCUGCUGUUCAAUAAGCAUGCCCAUGGUCAUGGCCAUGUCCAGAGCCAGCAGUUCAUGCGCAAGAACUACUCCGAAAUGGCCAUGAACACGCUGAAUGGCUCCCGCCUGGGUCUGACCAAGCGUCCGACCUUUCCGCGCAUCAUGUCGCUGGCUGGCGUGCAGUCCGCCGAUGUGGGCAGCGGCAGCGGCGGCUAUCCCUCCCAGGCCGAGGUGAACACCAAUCAGCUGCGCUGCCGCAAGGCCUCGGUCACCUCGAAUCUUUCCUACAUGGACUUCACCGGCAGCAUCCUGCAAGUGCAUCUCAACACCGGCGACGACGAGUUCGAGCAGAACGAUCGCGAGCUGCGACGCGUGGGCACCGCCACGGGCAGCAUUUUGGGCGGCCAUCGCGACAGCUUCAUCAAGAUGAAGCCCACCGAGCUGGAGAAGCAGUCUGAGCAUGCGGCCAACUUGGCCGCCGAUGUCCAGGCCAAGAAGAAGAAGCCCGGAUUCUGGCGUCGCUUUGCCGAUUUGCUUGACAUUGCCAUGCUCAAGGAUAAAAUGUUCCUCAAUCUGCUCUUCGGCCUCUCCAUUUUCUACGUGGCCGAGAUGAACUUCAAGAUGGUCACGCCGUUCUUCUUUGCCAAUCUGGGCUACAGCAAGGCCGACGUCGCCUACUGUCUCUCGAUCACGGCCAUCACGGAUAUUGCCGCGCGUAUUGUCCUGCCUCCGAUCUUCGAUCGCACCACCAUCAAGAAGCGCACCAUAUUCCUCGUCUCCAUCAUCUUCGUCGCCCUGACGCGCUCCAUUAUGGCCGAGCAAACCGAUUGGACACAGCUGAUGGUCUGGCUAUCCAUUUGCGGCUUCUUUCGCGGCUCCGCUUUGAGCAACUUUACGCUCACCGUAUCCGAAUAUUGCUCGCUGGAGAAACUGCCCUCGGCCUUUGGUUGGCAUCUGGUGGGCAAGGCGCUGUUUGUGAUUAGCUUUGGGCCAUUGAUUGGUCUCAUACGUGACGUGACCGAUAGUUAUCCGAUUUGCAUUCAUGCUCAAAGUGUUUGCAUCAUGAUCUGCGCUCUGGCCUGGGGCAUUGAAUAUCUGGCAGAGUUUAUACAAUCGCGUCGACGCACCGCCGACGCAGCGCAGCAGCCAGCAGCAGCAGCGGAUGCUGCCACAAGCACAGCAACAACUGCAACACCAACAACAGCUGGAGACAAUCAUCAGGAUGUCAAGCUGUAAAUUGGCCAAAGAACAAAUUGAAGAAAAGCAAACAACAAACAUCACAGGGGCUGCGAAACUGCAACUAACUAAACUAAAACUAAUAAGCGAGUUAUUAUGUCAUACGCCUUAACUACGAAUACAUAUAAAAUAUUAACUAAAAACAAAGCCCCUGUCUGUAUUAAAAACUCAGCCUAGUUUCUAAAAAAAAAUGUAAUUUUUUUUUUUUUGCUGUCGAUUGUCAGUUUUCGAUUAGUUAC
This is a messenger RNA of Drosophila busckii, 3478 nucleotides long. RefSeq lists its product as uncharacterized. Gene Ontology annotation, molecular function: monocarboxylic acid transmembrane transporter activity. The transcript has 4 exons. The coding region runs from base 1242 to 3239 and encodes 665 amino acids. Lineage: Eukaryota; Metazoa; Arthropoda; Insecta; Diptera; Drosophilidae. Gene Ontology annotation, biological process: monocarboxylic acid transport; transmembrane transport. The record is from RefSeq and is a predicted model, not a curated record.